UCGUACGCACAAUCAGUAUAAGUAAACCUAUAGAAAAUCAAAAAGCUUCUAAUUUUCGAUCGAAAUAUGGUAUACGAAUAACGACACUUGACAAUAAAAUUGAAACUUAAAUAAUUUCAAUUGGUUUUCUUAUCUUACACCGAGAUAAACCAGGAUAACCGUGCAAGAUAUAUUUUAUAAUAUAUUCAUCAUCAAAACUACCGUCGUCGAACAAUAAAACUAGUCGCGUAGGUAAUCGCUGUGAAGUGUAACAGCAACAACGGCAAUAACCAACCGAUAUUAGCAGUUAUGCCCUUGCACUAAUUGCAGUUACACGCGAUGACGUUCGUGCACGGCGUGACGGCCCUGCACGUGUCCGUGGAACCGGUGGUGCUGUUCUACUUCGUCACGAAAGUGUUCUCAAUGAACCUGAGCACCAGUCUGCUGCUGUACAAGGCGUGCGACCCGACGGGCGCGACAACCAGCCAUGUGGGCUCGAAGUGUCCGGACGAGACGGCGGCGCAGCACGUGGUGGCGCCUAUCAUCGGCUGGAAGUCGCUCGUCCAAAAUCUGGUGCCCAUAGCGCUGGUCAUGACCGCGGGCACGUGGAGCGACCGGCACGGCCGCCGUAGGCCGCUAAUCGCGCUGCCGAUCGUCGGCCAGGUGUUGGCGGACGCGCUGUCGCUGUACUGCACCGUCGUGUGGUCGGUGUCGCCGGCGCUGACGGCCACCGCGCAGGCGGCCGCGCUGUCGCUGACCGGUGGCCAGGCGAUGCUGUUCAACGGCAUCAACUCGUACGUGGCCGACACGACCACGGAAGAGUGGCGGACGUUCAAGUACGGUAUGGUCGGCGGCACGUUAGCUGUUACCGGAAUUCUGGGAAUGCUCGCUUAUGGAUUCGUAAUGAACAACAUGGGUUUCGUAGCCGCGUACGUGGUGUCCAUCCUCCUGGGCCUGACCGCGCUCGUCCUCACUUUCGUGUUCAUCCACGACAGUGGUACCAAACAGCCGUUGUCCCAAGACGUCGUCCGGGCCGUCAACCCGCUGGACGUUCUCCGCCGUUGUUACCUAGUGAUGACCAAACGACGUGAUGGUCACGGCAAGUUGGUCCUCUGUCUUACCUUGAUUGUGUGCGCGCCGCUAACGUGCUCGACACUACACGGAGAAAUGUCAGUAUUAUAUCUAUAUUUGAGGUAUAAAUUUCAAUGGAAUGAAGUAGACUUCAGUAUUUUUAAUACUUACCAGCUGUCUGUUAUAUUAACAGGUACAUUAUUUUCAUUAGGUAUUUUAAGCUACAAGUUUCGAAUGAACGAUGCGUUAAUUGCUACAAUUGCUUCUGUAUUUGAUUUUUUAGCUGCAGUCGCCUUCUUUUUAGUUUCUGAAUCAUGGCAACUGUUUUUAGUGCCACCAUUAGAAAUCUUCCGAGGUGCAGCUAUGGUAUUAACAAGUUCUAUAGCUUCAAAAUGUGUUGGAUCCGAUGAACUGGGUACUAUGAAUGCAGUGAAAUUUCUUAUGGAAAAUUCCGUAAAAGGUGGAUUUUUACCAUUAUACAAUUUUAUAUACAACCAUACAUUUGAAUCGAUGCCAAGUGCAUUUUUUUUAAUAAGUGUUGUUCUAA
This is a messenger RNA of Melanaphis sacchari, 1597 nucleotides long. Its product is annotated as proton-coupled folate transporter-like. Gene Ontology annotation, biological process: transmembrane transport. The transcript is spliced from 5 exons. Gene Ontology annotation, molecular function: transmembrane transporter activity. The record is from RefSeq and is a predicted model, not a curated record. NCBI's taxonomy places the organism in Eukaryota, Metazoa, Arthropoda, Insecta, Hemiptera, Aphididae. Gene Ontology annotation, cellular component: membrane. The annotation marks the transcript as partial.